This is a messenger RNA of Adineta steineri, 639 nucleotides long. NCBI's taxonomy places the organism in Eukaryota, Metazoa, Rotifera, Eurotatoria, Adinetida, Adinetidae. The record is from the annotation of a GenBank genome assembly.
AUGGCUAUUAACUUAUCUCACAGCUUAGUUGCUGAUUCAAUUGUUGUUGGUGACGAUGAAUCUUUGCACACCGUUAUUCCUCUAUCUACACCAAUGAUAAAGUCCUCAACUCAGAAGCAAUUGUUUAUUGGCAAUGGUGCUUCUCUUUUAUCAAUCGAAAACCAACAUAUAUUAAAUGAGUUUUUUGGCAACAAAGAUCAGCAAUGGAAAAUACUCUACAAGGCAUCAAGAGAUGGUUUCUCCUCGUCUGACUUUCACCAUCAUUGUGAUCAAAAAGAUGCUACUAUGACUGUCAUUCAAUCAAUAGGUGAUACUCAUCUUUUCGGUGGUUAUACAAGUAUACCAUGGACUACAUGUACGGGUUACAAAUAUGAUCCAACAGCUUUUCUUUUUACGCUGAAAUCGUCAUCACCAAUGUAUUAUACAAUCGAACCACAACAUAUUGAUCAAGCUGUUCUUCAUAGAAAUGAUUGUGGUCCAUGUUUUGGUAGAGGAGAUCUCUAUAUCAGUUCGAAUUGUAAUCAAAAUCGAAAUUCUUCUAUAAACUUUGGGAAUACUUAUAAUACAAUAGCAGAAUCCUCAGGAAAGAAACAUUUUACUGUAAGAGAAAUUGAAGUUUAUAAUAUUUUAAUUGAUUAA